GGACAGUGUUCUGUAAUAAUUAUAAUAAUUAGAAGAAGAAGACAAGAGAAAAUACAGUGACUCUUCUGGACCUUCUUGUCCUGUUCAGGGUCAGUAAGAUUUAUUUUUAUACAGUACUAUUAUUCUAACUCUGUGGUGACAGUUUGAAAUGUAUCUGCUGCACAGUGUCAGAUGAUGUGCUGGUUAAUGUUUGGAGGAGUUGAUGGUCAGGUUCAGGUUUGAGCAAGCUGCUGAGGAACAGCAGCAGAGGACCUGUCCAUGGUGCUGAACAGGUCUGCUCCCUGUCCCUGUCUCAGCUCAGUGUUUUUAAUAUGAUGGGAUGAUUUGUUUUCCCUUAAUGAAGGAAAUGAAAGACAGCAGUCUCACUUGGUACUGUAACAGAGGGAGAGAGAGAGAGAGAGAGAGAGAGUGAGAGAGAGAGAGAGAGAGAGAGAGAGGAUGUCAUAGUUUUUGGUCUGUACCAUGGAAGAAGCAGAUGGCUGCAGCCUUCCUCCGUUUCCUUCGCUCCUGUUUCCAUUUUCAUCCCCAACAUCUGGACUCGUCGAGGGCAAAGAGUGACACCCCGCAGGAGUGGGCUCCGUUCAUGUAGCCUUUGUGCGGGUGGAGAAAAUAAAGCCCCCCUCCUGUAGGCUGGAUGCGAAGCACAGGUCCAAUAACGUCGUGAUAUGGACCAAAAUAUCGAAGCGAGCGCGGAGCUAAGUCUUUUAUUUUGUCUUUAUUCUGUAUUAUGAGCAGGCGGCAGUGUCGAGGAGCUAGUCCUGCCCAGAAAGGAGGAGGAGGAGGAGAGACGCGCAGAAGGGUGUCGACGGAGAGAGGCAGGGAGAGAGGAGAAGAGGAGGGGAGGAACGGAGGAAACAUAAUAGAGUAGGAAUAUUUCAAGCUUCUUAUAAUGGCGGCUAAAUCGGACGGGGUCCUGAAGAUGAAGAAGAGCGACGUGGCCUUCACCCCGCUGCAGAACUCGGAGCACUCCGGCUCGGUGCAGGGGCUCCACCCGGACGCCCAGCCCGACUCUGCGGCCACCGGGGACGGGGACUUCGCCAACGGAGAGUCGCUGUGCUGCGGCGGGGGAGGCUCCAACUCGACGUGCCUUCGCCUGGGCAGGGAGCAGCAGAAAUACACGGUGUGGGACUGCCUGUGGAUCGUAGCCGCAGUGGCCGUAUAUCUGGCCGAUGUGGGCACCGACGUGUGGCUGUCGGUUGACUACUACCUCCGCCGUGACUACUGGUGGUUCGGCCUGACGCUCUUCUUCGUGGUGCUCGGCUCCUUCUCGGUCCAGCUAUUUAGCUUCAGAUGGUUCGUCCACGACUUCAGCACCGAGGACGGCGCGGAAUCCGCCGCCGAGUGCGCCCACAUGGAUGGGAAUAAGCUGCUGAGCGGCUCUGCCUCACACGGCGACGUUACAGCUCAACACCACCCGGCCACGCCGCAGAGACAGGCGUCGACCGCCAGCAAGAACACCACGACCAACAGCACCGCGAGCACCGCGGUGGGCAGCAGGAAUAAGAAACGCUCGGCCUACUACUCCUUCUGCGUCUGGUUCGGCCAGUCCGUCAUCCACAUCCUCCAGCUGGGCCAGAUAUGGAGAUAUUUCCAUACCAUCUACCUGGGCGUCAGGAGCCGUCAGAGUGCAGAGACAGAGCGCUGGCGUUACCACUGGAGGAUGGUCUAUGAGUUUGCAGACGUCAGCAUGCUGCAUCUGCUGGCCACCUUUCUGGAGAGUGCUCCACAACUGGUGCUGCAGCUGUGCAUCAUCAUACAGACACACAAGCUCCAGGCUGUGCAAGGUAUGACAGCAGCAGCCUCCCUUGUCUCUCUGGCCUGGGCCCUGGCCUCCUACCAGAAGGCCUUGCGAGAGUCUCGCGAUGACAAAAAGCCCAUUAGCUACCUGGCUGUCAUCAUCCAGUUCUGCUGGCACUUCUUUACUAUCGCUGCCAGGGUCAUCACCUUUGCCCUGUUUGCCUCUGUGUUCCAACUCUACUUUGGCAUCUUCAUAGUCCUGCACUGGUGCAUUAUGACCUUCUGGAUUGUCCACUGUGAGACAGACUUCUGCAUUAGCAAGUGGGAAGAGAUUGUGUUUGACAUGGUGGUGGGCAUAAUCUACAUCUUUUCUUGGUUCAAUGUCAAAGAGGGGCGGACAAGGUGUCGGCUUUUCAUCUAUUACCUGGUGAUCCUUGUAGAGAAUGCUGCUCUCAGUGCGUUAUGGUAUCUUUACCGGUCUCCCCACACCACUGACGCCUUUGCAGUACCAGCACUCUGCGUCAUUUUCAGCAGUUUCCUCACUGGUGUGGUUUUCAUGCUCAUGUACUAUGCCUUUUUCCAUCCCAAUGGGCCGCGCUUCGGACGCUCACCAAGUGGCCAGGGUCUCGACCUGGACCCUACUGCUCAGUUCUCCACACUACCAUCUGAAGGUGCCACCAACUCCCUGCGUUCCAACCGUGGUGCCACCGCAACCCUGGAGCGUGACUUGGGAAAGUAUUCUGAGCGGGACGGCUGCAUGCCGGUGUUUCAGGUCAGACCCACAGUGCCAUCUACGCCAUCAUCUCGUGCUCCACGCCUUGAAGAGACUGUCAUCAAGAUUGACCUUUGUAGGAACCGUUACCCAGCCUGGGAGCGGCAUGUCCUUGACCGCAGUAUACGCAAGGCAAUCCUGGCCAUAGAUUGCUCCCUGACUCCUCCACGGCUUCAGUACAAAGAUGAUGCUCUGGUACAAGAGAGGUUGGAAUAUGAGACCACAUUAUAGUUGUAGGAACCCAUACAGGGGUAUAGCUGUCAGAGGAUUAUCCUGCUAUCACAUUAACAGUAACAGAGACUGUGGCAAUAAGAAUUUAUUACUACCAACGAUCUCACUUUUCAUCUCUAUUUCCCCUUUUUCUUUUUCUGUUCCUUGGCAUCAGCACCUGUUGGUAGUGAUCGGAGGAGAUUACUGUGUGCAACGCAGUUGGUGUUGCUUGAUGGGUUUGAGUUCUUUGUGGGGUUGUUGCUGUUAGUUUUACUCACUAUCAUUAGGAAAAUCCUGUCUGAUAUGAACAUGAAUAAAUGCAAAUCAGCAGAGUGCUUCAACACUCUGCUCAGACCCAACAAGAAGUUGGUGCACUGUUUGGUUAUGGUUGGAAAAGUUAAGGAUAAAAUAAGCAUAUGUCCAUGUCCAUCCAGAAGUCAUCAGAUAUUCCACUUUAACCUAAAUGUCACCUGAAUUACACUCUAAUGUAAUGAAGAGAGGAAGUCAUCCCUCAUUCACAACAGUAGAAUCUUCAGACUGUCAUAUCUGUUUUUGUGUGUUUGGAAGUGUGUUAACUGUUUGGAUUUCUGAUCGUAUGUUCCCAUAGCAGCCACAUCUGGGUGGAUAAUUGCAUCAAUAUCUACAUGAUAACACUGAUCGCUCCUGUUCUCUUAGUGCCAAAAAGGUUCCUUUGAAACAUCCUAUAACUUCUGAGGAGUGGAGCACCUGCAGAGAUUCCCGGGUAGUCCAAAAAUUUCUUCUCUGGCCAAGUCAUUUCCUUCUUCUUGCAUAAGUCUACACUGGAAGACAGUCAGAAUGUCAGUGAACUACAUGAAGACAGUAGUCAAAGUAGCAUCUAUACUCAGUCAUCGUGUUUUGCUUGGAUAAAAGCAACCAAACCUGGCUGUAAGGAAGGAUGAGGAUGGAGACAGAAGGGCUGAAAGCUGGAAAGACACAAGCUCCACAGCCAUCUCUCAUAAGGAAAUAAGUCAAACUCACACAAUGCCAAGAAAAAAAUCUUCCUGGCAGCUCAAAUCAACUAUUUGCAGUUCAGCCUCAUAAACCUGGUUGUGCAAUGAUCUUUGCUUGUCUGUGGAGUAGAAUUUGGAGGUAAGAGCAGAAGAAAAAAGCAAAACACCAGAUAGCAACGAAAAAGAGAUGACAGGAAAUGGAAAUGAGUCGGGAUGGAGAAGAGAAAAUGUAGACAAGCAGCCAUCUCAGCCAAACUAAACCAACCACCAGGAUGUACAGUACUCUAAUAACAACAUGCAGCAUUUUUUACUUUAGAAAUGACGUAGAGGGUACUGUAGUCAUUGUAAUUCUGUGUUCUUUGUGUGUAUGCAUUGGUAAUAGAUGAUGAUGAUGAUGUGUGUGUGUGUGUGUGUGUGUGUGUGUGUGUGUGUGUGUGUGUGUGUGUGUCUGUGGUGUUAAACUAGAGAAGCAGCUCAGGAGGACAUAUGGUCGAAUUCUCUCAUCGAUUAGUGAUGGUACACCUUGACAUUUUGAUUUGAAGUCUUUGUGUUCUUUGAUAAGCACAUGUUACCUUCUGGUGAAAAUGUUCCUGUUUUUGUCCUCAAGCUAACCCAGCAACAGCUGUAACAUGGUUACAUAAAGCCACACAACACAACAUUUUAGCAUGGUGCUGGAGUCCACUGGCUUCAAUGAGAAGUGUGAACAAAAUGAUUUUUUCAACUUAAGUGCUGCUAUAAGUGCUUGAUCCAGGACCAUCAUACCAUAUAUUGUGGUCUGGAAAGAGAGAGAUUCCAACAGAUACAGGUCUAUUUCUCUAAAUUCAGCACAAAACGCACCUCUCUCUCUCUCUCUCUCUCUCUCUCUCUCUCUCUCUCUUCCUCUCACUCUCUCUCUCUAUGUCAUGUUAAUCUUGUUUUUCAUCUGUGAGGACACAAUCUACACUUAUUGAGUAUCAAAACAGACACUGACUUUCUUCAAAAGAGUUUAACUUGCUAAUUAGUGUCACAGUGUGAACGAAACAAACAAAAUGGUGGAUUGAGAGAUGAGGACCAGAGUGGAGAGCACUUUAGUGAAGUGUGGUGGCCUUUAGCUAAACUGUUUCUCUGGCUCUAUAACUGAUGCUGAUGAUCUGCUUUAAUGAAGUAGAUUGUUUAAAGUUUAAUUUUUCUCUCAUUCUUAGCAUUGCACUAAAUGAAGUUUCAUUAUAAUUUCUCACACUUUAACACAUAAUGUCAGUGUCCUUCAACCAUAAAUAUCACACAUCUUAAAAUAUAAGUUAUAUUAAUGAGAAUGACAGACUGAUCACGACUAAUCCAGCCUGGAGAACAAACUCACCCUCAGAGUUCACAUCAUAUUUAGAAUGGGCUAAACAAUUGUAAUGUGUGUCCACACCACUAGAAGUCACAAAGAAGACCACCUGUCAUGCAGUGAGUCUGUAUUUUCACCAUUCUUCCCUUAAUGUUCAUAAAGUUUAUGAUCACCCUGGACUGGAAUGUCCAGAUCAAAGUCAGCAGCAGAGUAUGGAGGUCCUUGAUCAGAUCAAAUAGUACCUGAUGAUGAAGCAAGACUGAAGCCCUUAACAGAUCAUAAAGAACAUACUAACAAUGUAGCUAUUCCCAGAAACUAGUGUGAUACAGAAGUUAACCCUCUGGGGUCUGGGCAAUCACCCAUGAAUGCAAAAGCACUCAAUAGGACCACAGAUGGUUACCUUUCCCUGCUGAUGGUGUGGGAGGAAAUAUUAGGGCCUUGAGAUUCAUCCUGUGAAAAAUCAAGAUCAAAUUUCAUUUCAGUCCAGGCAUUCAUUUUCAAGAUACCUUGACAAAUGUUUCAAAUGUUAGUCUAGAGAACAGACUGUCUAUCAUUUCCACCAUGGAGCCCAGGACCACUAUGAGUCAAAUUGUCACAGUGUCUCUUUAACAUACUGUGAGUAUCUGAUAACCAAACCCUGAACAUCUGAACAUCUGAGUGUGAAGACAAAACAUCUACACUACAUCCAACACUCACGUACUGUAGAUGAGCUGCCAGUCAAAUUCUCCAUGUUCAGGAAUUUCAGCUCAGUUCGGAGUCGAGGAAAUGCUAUUUAGAUGUCAGCUGUGUUUUAACAUUUUGAAUAUGGGCACAAAAGAACGUUCCAGGUUUUUUGAUUUGUUAUGUCACAAGUGCAAUGUUGUUUUUUGUAAGGAUGGAAAGAGGAGAGAAAAGCACAAAACAAGCCAAUAGGACAAGAAUGGCAUGAGACUCUAAACCUUUUCAUCCUGCUUAACCAAACCAGCGCCAGAUGAAUUGUACAAUCAAUGUCCAAAACUGAAGUCAAUUAAUCUUAAUUAAUCUUUUUAGUUUGGUUACAAGUACAUCUAUGGCACUGAGGAUUAGUGUGUAGGCCCCAUAUACACAGGGAAGGAUGUGUUUUCCAUGAUCCACUAUGCUGAAAAAAUUACAGAUAUGGUUUUUGGUUUUCUUACUCUGUAAAAGUUGAAAAGCUAGUUGUGUUUUGUAGGUGGUGGCAAGACAAAAAUGUGAAACUGGAGGAUCUUGAACGAUUCAGACACAUUUUUGUGCUUAUGAACAGAUCUGCUGUGUUCUGUCAGAAUCACACCAUACCAGCCUGUUCGGCAUGUUUCAGUCACAGUUACUUUAUGUUGCAGCCAAUCAUACUGUUCUGUUUCAGAUAUUUGAAUAUACAUUUUCUACUGUUUCAAGACCAUUCUUUUUUUUUGCAACUGACAUAAAACUCUGGUCCAGAGUGUAAGAAUUAAGGUAUUUAUUGGCACAAUAAUGCAGAAAUUGAAUAUAAUAUUCAUAACUGUUUAUGGUGAUAAAAAAAGGAUCAUUGUGUUUUUGUUACCUUAGAAUGAGCCUUCACUGAUCUACAGUAGCCCAUAAAGGACAAUCCAAACACCAGCUCUAGACACAGCCUUUUGAAGGGGAGAGUGAUGCAGAUUCAUCCUACACACUGUCCUUGUAAUCAAGUGGGCAUCAUCUAUAUGACGUUACAUAAUUGUUGUUAAUCUUCAUUUAAACUGCAUUACCUACUCAUACUGUACAAAGGUUUGUUUUGACCACAGAUUUGGUUCAUCUUAUGGCCUUUACUUCAUUUUAAGCAUUGAUUGUCUGUCUGCAGGAGUUCAGGUGAAGCUGUGUAAAACUGAAAAAAUUACCUCAUGUGAUGUCACCCGGGUCAGUGUCAGUGGGGGAAUAGGAGUUAUAAAGAAGUUUGUAGCUUGCUCCUCAACUCUGCUGCAGGCUAAAGCCUCCACGCUACAUUUGCCACUAUGAGCAUGACACACCUGAAUUUCUGACUGAAGUGUCAGUGGUCAAGUUGCAUUGUGAGAAAUAUGAAUGUGAUUUUUUUUUUAUGUGUAGAAGAAGCACAAGUUUUCGGAUGGCUAUAUACUGUUAGAGCUUGGCACACACUGUAUAAGGCUGCAUCAAGAUAGCACUGCGGGAGCUCCUGCUCAGAUUGUCCUUUGCAGCUGUGAAGAGGGAAAAAAUCAGCUUCUUUCUAAUUCUGUCAUCAAACCAAAUCCACACACAAGAUCAUUUAUUCAUUGUCAUUCAUAAUUUUUUCUUUCAAUUUAAAUCAUUUUGGCAUAAUAUAUUUGCUAUAGAUGACAGGAGGUCAGCUGAAAGUGUUCACACUGAACAAACCUGGCAUUGCCAGAUCAAGGUGGAUAUGUGAAGUAUGUACCAGAA
This is a messenger RNA of Larimichthys crocea (large yellow croaker), 7384 nucleotides long. RefSeq names its product XK related 4 (gene xkr4). Gene Ontology annotation, biological process: engulfment of apoptotic cell; apoptotic process involved in development; phosphatidylserine exposure on apoptotic cell surface. The record is from RefSeq and is a predicted model, not a curated record. The coding region runs from base 890 to 2740 and encodes 616 amino acids. NCBI's taxonomy places the organism in Eukaryota, Metazoa, Chordata, Actinopteri, Sciaenidae. The transcript has 4 exons. Gene Ontology annotation, cellular component: plasma membrane.